UUUGGAAAAUGGCGACUUUGUCAACAAACUGACAGCUGUGAGAAAACAUCUUAUAAGUGCGACAUGUCUAACUAGAAAGUACACAGACUAUCUUUUGUUGUCCAAUUGGGCAGGAUGGCUGAACUCCCAGGUCUACCACCCCUCCCGAAAUGUUUUAGUGAUGUAGUUAACAUAAACCCAUCGCUUACAAGUUUUGAAGAAAAAGAAGAGGAGUCCACGUUGGGCGGUAGUAUCAGUGACACCGAGGUGUCCAGUCUGUCCAGCCCGAUGAGUCAGCCGGAUGGCAGGGAUAGCAUACUUAGGGACAGCGACACCGAUCACGACUUACGAUGCAACGCGUCGUCCACUAGCUCCAACGUCGAUUCGGCGGUCCAGUCGCCCGAGGACCAACCAAGUGGCAGUGAAGAAAUGUCUCCCUUCGUAAAGCUUAAUACAGCUUUAUCAACUUUAAAGAAUGAAAUGGCUGGUUUGAGGGAACUGGAUGUGUCACUUCUGUGCCAGCUUUGGUCGUUGAAUGAUGCUAUCCAGGAGUACAAGGUAGCAGUACAAGAUCGGUAUUCAGAGACUAACUCGGAAUAUUCAUGGGGCAUGAACAGUCGUACAAGUAGCAUUGGGAGCUUUGACGACUAUGAUUGGAAUGCAGAUAUCUAUCUGAAGCCCGAUGGCUAUGUGGACAGCUCCCUCCAUGGUAGUACAUCCAGUCUUCUUCAACAGAUCAACGAACUUAAGGAGCGUGCCGAAUCGGAAUUUAUAUAAUUUUGUCUGUAUUUAGUAUGAAUCUAACACUUCAUUUUAGAUUUGUGUUUUCAGUGAGUCACUGUAGUGGUUAAGGGUUUGAUGAUAAUAUAGCUAUAGAUUGACAAAGAAGGUACAUAGAUGUAUGGAAGACAUUUGACAAUAUCUUCUAUUGUUUCACAUGUGAAAAUGAAGUCAACUUUUGUUUCCUGUUAUGUUAUGUUUAAUAUUUUCCAAAAGUAAGCUAGCCAGUGUACAUUGCGAUGAAUGGGAAUACCUGGUAUAUGGUUUGUGGAAUGGUUUCAACUGCAUAGUGGUCAGACUUGAGAUUUUAUUUUUGAUUUUUUCUCUUUCUUUUUUUUCCCUAAUUAUACACAAUAUAUUUGUGUAAUGAUAUCAAGGCAAAUCUGUCUAAUAGGUUUUUUGUCCUUGUAUAGAUUUUAUCUUGACCACUGACUGGAGGAUUAACAAAAAUAUAUAUCAUUAAUAUUUGUGAUUUUGUUAUUUAUUAUUGAUUAUAUAACUAUUUGACAAACUAACAUUGUUCUUAUUUUAUCCUGCUGUAUUUUCCUUAAUUUUCGGAUAUGGACCAUGUCAGUUUGUAUUAGCUGAACCUAUGGACCAUGUCAGUUAGUAUUAGCUGAACCUACGGACCAUGUCAGUUUUGCCAUUUAUAUUAACUGAAUCUAUCUCUUUAAAUAUAUGUUGUCAACUCUUGCCCCUGAAGCUUUAGCAACAAACUUACCCACAAUAAAUGUCUCAAUUGUGUCAUAUUGUAAUUUUGUAUUGAUAAGAACUUUUUUGUUGUUUUUACUAAAAUGAUUUUGAAUUAUACUAACAGAUAUUUUAUUGGGUUGUUUAAUACUGGAUUAUAUAAUAAGACUUGUGUAUUGAUUUGCAUGCCAUUUCACUUUAAUAUUUGAUCAUGCUUUUUGGUAAUAAGGGUUUUACUUGGAAUUUUCUUUUUCAAGAAAAGGUACACCCUUAGAAAAUUGAAGAAAUAUUAACAGUUGGAAGAUAGCAUUAGAUGUUUUGGUAUACAAGCAUUGAGUUUCAGCAGGAGUUGAGGAUAAGACUUGGCUAAGUUGCAUUUCAAAAGGAGUUAAGGUAAUUGGAGUUGAGGGAAAUUUUAGUUGAUUUUCAGAAGGAUAUAUUUUUAGGGUAAUAAGUUUCAGAAGGAUGUAUUUUUAGGGUAAUUAAUUUCAGAAGGAGUUGAGGGUGAAUUGUUUGAGAUCAGUUUCAGAAGUUGAGGGUGAUUUGAGAUCAGUUUCAGAAGAUGAGCAUAAUUUUAGAUCAGUUUCAGAAGGAAAUGAGGGUAAUUUGAGAUCAGUUUCAGAAGGAAAUGAGGGUAAUUUGAGAUCAGUUUCAGAAGGAAAUGAGGGUAAUUUGAGAUCAGAUUCAGAAGGAAAUGAGGAUAAUUUGGGAUCAGAUUCAGAAGGAAAUGAGGGUAUUUCUAGUUACUGAUCAGGGUAUUUUACAUUCCCUAUCUUACACUGCAGGGCAUGCUGAUACUCCAAAGUCAGUUUUUGUUGGAUUACUGGUUUGUGUUGUUUAAUAUUGUAUUAUUAAUUAUCUACAUUAAUAUAAUAUAUAUAUUUAUACAUUUAUAUUUUUAACCAACUGUUAUUUUUGUUUUCUUGAUAUUUCAUUUGUGAUUGUACAGAGGGAUGGAUACUUUUAGUGCUGUGUUGAGAUUCUGGAGUGUAUAUUAGAUUAAAUAUUCAAUAAUUUGUACAGUUUAGUGAAGAUAAGCUUAGUGAUGCACUGUUAAGAUUUUUCUCACAGUGAGUGAAGAUUAGAAAGCUUUUAUUUACUGCUUUGAUUAUGACCAAUUCACAGUAGAGAUUUGGAAAGCUUUAGUGCUGUUGGUAAGGUGCUGUGUGGGUACAUAUAUAGAUUGAAAGUUUUUUUUGGGUUGAUCAGGUGAGGGGAGUUGUCUUAAUAUGUUUGUUUAUGGUAGGGAAAUGUUGUUUGAGUGAAUUAGGGCUGAGAAAUGUUUUUUUAGUCCAUUAUGGUAGAGAAAUAUGUUGCUCGAGUAAAUAAGGGCCGAGUAAUGUUUUUUGAGUCCAUUACGGUAGAGAAAUAUUGCUGAGUCAAUUAGGGUAGGUAAAAGUUGUUAAACCUAGUGUUUAGCUUCAUGUGGGUUAGAUCAUUGGGUACAUAUAUGUGGAAUAAAAGGGGUGUUAUUUAAGUACUUCGGGAUAGUGCUGAGAGAUAGCUAUUUGGGUACAAGUCAAUUAAAUUCAGUGCUAUUGGGAUGUAUGUGGAUUGGAACUGUUAUUUUGGGUACAUGUGGAAUAAAUUCAGUGCUAUUCGGGUGCAUGUGGAUUAAUUUUAGGGGUGCUCAUUGGGUUAAUGCUAAUUAAAUUCAAUGCCAUUUAAAUUUGGAUAAUGUGGAUUUAAGUGGGUGCUAUUUGGGUAGAUGUACAUACGGAUUAAAUUCAGUGAUAUCUGGAUCUAUGCGGAUUAAAUAGGGUGCUAAUUGGGUAAAUGUUAAUUAAAUUCAGUACUCUUUGGGUACAUUAAUUCAGUGCUAUUUGGUUUUGUCUGUAUGUGGUUGAAUGUAGAGUGGAAGAAAAGAAGUGUGGCCAGUUUAGGUGUUUGGGACAUUCGUAUAAAAGACAAUGAUGUUUUGGUACAUAUAUGUUAGAUAUAUAGUGCUAUUUACGUUUAUUUAGAUAAAGAUAACUGGUACAUGUGGAUUUGAUUUAGUGCAGUCUGUUAAGUGUACAAAUCUACAAGUGCUGUUAGGUGAAUGCAUGCAUUCAAGAAACUGAUGUUUUGUUACAGGUAGAUGCGAACAACUGAUGUAGGGUAUAUAUGUAUUAAAUCAACAGCUGUUGUAUAAAAAGGUUGGUCAGUCAUGUUGAGAUAGUUCUGUUUGGUACAUGUGAAUGAUACAAUAUACCGGGGGUACUCAUUUAAGAUUUAAUAGCACUGUCUCAUAUUUUGUAGAUGGUAUUGAACCAUGGCCUACUACCAUAUCAACAUAGUAUAAUUGGUGAGAUAUAUGGGACGAUAUUUUAUUGAUCUGAGGGGGACAUUUCUCAGUUCCAUUAUGUUUUGAACAAUGCAAGUAUCUAGAAAUCAUGUAUCUAUGACAACUGUUAUAUAUAAAAAUGCACAAAACACAUGCAUGAUAUUUAAAGGGACUUUCUGUUUCAUAAAAUACCUAUAUAUACACAAACAUAUUGUAUAUACUAUAUACAAUGUACAACGAUUGUUAGACCAGUUGUUAUGGUUGAUAACAAACUGAGGCUGUGAUGUGAAGCAGGUUUAAUUUUUGAUGAUCGAAGACCUUAGAUUUCCUUUUUAUAUAUACAUAUAAAGAUCUACAAAUUUUGAAAUUUUCCAUACUGGUACUUUCAUCGGAGAAGACUUAAAAUUUCUUAGUAGAUAGUUUGUAAAUUUAUGUAUGGUGAAUUUUAAUGUUUAUCGUUCAAAGUGAAUUAAAGUUUAAUUCCAUGGUAAGUCAAAAUUAUGUUGUUUUUUUUUUAUUAUCUUUUCAAACAAAUAUAUAAUUAGGUUGUGAUAGAUAUAUUUUUCAUAAUCUAUAGAUCUGUACAGUUGAAAUGUAGCUAUAGGUAUAACCACACAAACCAAAAUGUGUACUAUUGUACUGUAUUGUAUUGUUACAUGUAUAAAGUUGCCAUAUUAUAUUAAAACUAAUCAAACUUAAAGUUUACCAAUAUUGUUCAAUCUGAUGACAUUAAAUAAUGUCAUUGCUAAUGUGUACGUACUAAAGCUAUUCAUGUGAAGAUUAUGUCAUACAUGUACAAAUUAAAUUUUUUGCAUAAUACCGGUAGUUUGAGGUAAUUUAUGUCAAUUUACAAAUGUUAUUAAUGAUGUGUAAUGCUUGAUCGAAUACACCAAUUCACAUUUCGAUAUUAAAUCUAUUAAAGUUGUUGUUUAUCAGAAAUAAGUAGUGGUUUAAGAAACAGUAUAUUUAAUUUGAGGCAGGCAUUUGUAGAUGUUUAAGUGCAACCAGAAUAAUUUACAGAAUUUUUGAAAAUACAUGUACACCAUUUCAUAAAACAAAAAGUGCAAACACCAAAACUUUCACUUCAGAAAAAUCACAAUUUUUCAGGAAAUCUCAUCUGUGGCCCAACAGCAAUUCACAAUUUGACCCCAUACAGCUAUCACUCUCUAUGACACUGACUGCUGUUGGUUGAACUUGUGACAUUGCAGCCAGAAAGCUCUAAUUCAGCUUGAGUGACCAAUAUGCUGAUUAGCAGUGGCUAUAUGAACAGGUGCAAAUUGUGCACCUCGGAGGUCGGUAUAUCAGUACUUGAUACACCGGUUAUGAUACCAUUUGUUACUUUUUGCUUUGGGGAUAUAAAUGGAAUAAAUCUAAAUGAACAUCAAUUUUCUUUCCGAUACAUUUUAAAGGCAAAACGGUUUCAGGUUAAAAGUGAUAAAUGCUAAUCAAGGUUGGUGCAGGUACAGUAGUGUACAUCAUACUGAUGGUAUGUGUUCAUGUAGUCUUGUAUAGUGGUUGUUAAUGUCUAGUCAGCUACUUGUGGUUGGUCUUGUUGAACAAUUUGACAAAUAUCAUGUACAAAUGUAUUACAUUUUCACAUAAGGGGAGGUAACUACAGCCUAUAUUUGUGCGUUCCCGAAUUUACAUGUUGUAUUAUCCCUACCAAUCCUCUUCCCUGGACUUCCGUCUCCUUAGAGACAGAGUUUUUAUUCAUAUCUGCUCCAUUAGAAAUUGGAGGAUAAUUUGUAGAGGAUUUAUAUUCUUGUAAUUACACCUGUACUUGAGAAUUAACUGCUGUAGAUUCAAAUUAAGAUGUUUCGGUACGAGUUGGAAAUUGUUUCUUCAGUAAAUCAAAUGUUGAUAAAGAUGACAUGGUAGAUUUCGUUGUACUUUAUUACAGAAAUAGUUCAACCAUGAGGUAGCAUGAAACACAAUUUCAAAGUACAACUCAGUGCCACGUGACUUAUAACUUCAUUAAUAUGGUAUAUGUUUAAGAUGAGUUUUUCAGAGUAUAUGUAUACCUAAUAAGAUAAUCUUAGGUAUGUAGAAAGCUUGGUGCAAAUUUAUUUAUAUACAUUUGAUAAACAUGUUUUAUACACAAAAGUAGCAUUUUAUGUUAAAAAUGAAGUUUGUAAAAUAUGUUAAUAGUUAAAAUAUUCCACCCAAACAUAGAGAGCAGCAUAUAUACUUGUAUGGGAAUGCGAUUUUACACACACCAUAUUUAUUGAUAUUACAGGGUCACAUUUUCAGGGUUUAUGAAAUACUGUACAAUUCACUGUAAACUCCAAACUAUAUCGGACCAAAUAGUAUAAGUUAUCAGUAGAAAUAUAUUUGAUCUCAGUUUGGUAAAAUUUCUUAAAAUGGUUAGACAAUGAGACCCUAUACCUCAUAAAAAAGAAAUAGUUAUACAAGUACAUUUUUUGGUAUGAUAAGCAGUGUAUUAUCAUUUCUAAUUUCUUGAACAGCUACGUAUUAAUUAAUACUUUGUAGUAUGCAUGCAUUGCUGGGUUUUAAGUUUUAGCAUUUCCUGUUGACUUUGGGACCACCAUGACAUACGUUAUUGUUGUGUACAUUUGUUUUCUAUUGUUUAGUGGAAACUUUCCAUUUUAUUUUCCAAGUGUUCAUUUCAAUACUAACUUUACAUUGAGAAAUCUUUGUUGCAGUUUAACUCUCACCCUGAAUUAUGAGAAUGAAUUUAUCAUGAGCACAAAUAGAAGUUAGUACUACAAUUAGAGGGAUGAAAUUUACACUUGAUGAGGCAAAGUUUUCUCAAUGUAUGGUUAAAAUUAAUACAUGGUACAUAUGUGAAUUGGACAAACCUGGUUAUGUCAAUUUACUCAUAGUUUGUUCCUAUUUUGACCAGUAUUCCACAUAUAUACUUUGUUUUUUUGUGUGUGUAUAUAUAUAUAUAUAGGUGUAGGAUUUAUUACUCAAAUUAUUGUACAACUAAACAUUACCAAUCAAGGUCAUCUUUAAAAUAGGGUUGUUUUCUGUGCAAUGUUUCUUUUAGGAGGAAAAUAAGUUUCAGGCGUCCGGGCCAAAUCUCUAGGCAUUAUCUAUAAACUCUUCAUACUGCAAACUUAAAAAAUCAAAUCAUUGAUGCACAGUGACAACUAUUUUACUGAUGGCCUUGUGUACAAACCAGCUACCUCUAAAAGAUUGUAAAGGUUUUUUUUCAUUUAUUAGGCAACAAUUAGUACACUUUUGUCACCAGACUGCUGGUGUGAUGUUUUGAUGAAUUGUAUGAUACCUGCAUCUCCAAUAACUGUUUUGUACACUAAAUCUCAGAAGUUGCUGAGACACAAGUCUUGCUGUGUCUUUGAAUAAGUGAUGAGAUAUAUGUAGUAGGUUGUACCUACAAAUUUAUUGGUGAACAUAAUUGUGAUUUGAAUAUCACCCACUUUGGAAUUUUUUGCAAAUUACUCUGGCGUGUUGUAUCCUCAAAACCUAAAUGACAAAGCAAGCAAUGUUAAGUAUCCAAGAAUUAAAGACCAGUUAUAGGAUAAAUUCUUGGCAAUGCAUUGUUUUUUGCUCUGGGAAAAUAUACAAAACAGUGAAAAAAACAAAUCAAGUUGGAAUUUUUCUUAUACAUUGUGCGUUUAUUGUUUUUGUCCUGUGUUCAUAAUCAUAGCUCAAUAUAAUACAAAUAGUGUUAAUAGAUUUUACCAAAUAUUAUUUUUAAUAUAUUCCAUCUCUGUUCAUAUCUACAUAGCUACUUACUGAGUUAUUAAAAUAUAGAACUAUAUAUCAUAUUUAUAUAUAUUGAAUUUAUAUACAUUUAGUUAUGCGACUUCCUGAAGCAGAUGGACACCAAUUUCCCUAUCUAGUGAAUGCUUUGUACAUGUGCUGUGUCUUAACGACGGCGGUGUUAUGUUGUAGAUACCUUGUUACUCCAAACCUCUUCAUAAACACCCGAGGGAAGUAGAUUUCUAGACAUAAUUUAAUAUUUAGGGAUGGACCUUAGUUAAUUUAUUUGUAGUUAAACUAAAGUGUAUUGACUAAAUAUAAGUGGACUAACAAGGUUCUACAAAAGUGUAUACAAACCUUUCCCCAAAAUGAUGUAAAGUCAUAAUUAAUGGUUGUGUUGCAAAAUUAACUGAGGCGACUUAAUCAACGAAGACAGGAGGUCAAGGUCAGUAAGCGUCCUGCUUUGUUGUCUCCGAUGUUCAGUGAGAAAUGAUCAAGGCGAUGAAGCUUACUUAACAACUACAGCACUGGAUUAAUCUGUGAUUGUGAUCAAGUUGACCUUAUCACUUGGUAUUUAUUGUAUUUUUGUGUGAUUUUCAAGUGCUUCAUAUUUUUUCAAGUUUGUAUUUUUUGUUUUAAAGUUUUUUAAUUAAUUGGAAAAAUGUUAAGUGAUCCAAUUUUGCCAUUGUGUGUUUUAUAUCUAAUUGAUGUGUUAUUACAUCAUGUACAAUCCUGAUUCCUCUAUAAAUUAAUCUUUAACAUAAGUACAGGUAAAACUUACAGUUAACAAUCUGUUAAUGUAACUGCUGAUUUAAAUAUUUGGACAUUUCGCCACAGUAAACAAGGCUUACACUCCAGUUCACAUGUCUGGUAAAAUUUAAUAGCUAACUUAAAUUUAUAUGAAGUUAAAUGUUCUGAAGUAAUGUUAAUGAACAAGAAAAAUGUGACAUGAAAAUGUGAAGCAUGCUAUGUAAACAUAAUUUAGAAAUAGUCUCUAGUUUACAGGAAAAGGAUACUCAUGUACCCAUUUAGGUGCUUUGUAUGGUGGACAUAUCCUACAGAGGUACAAAAUGUCAUCGAUAGAAGUGCCUUUCUGGUAUGUGCAGUUUUGUUUGUUUGCAAUAUUACCUUUGAUCACAGAUGUAGAUUUUCAGAUUGUUGUUGAAUUUCAUGCUGUUAGUCCUUCGUGUAUUAAAGUUAAAAACAUUUA
This is a messenger RNA of Pecten maximus, 8612 nucleotides long. RefSeq names its product leucine repeat adapter protein 25-like. The coding region runs from base 115 to 756 and encodes 213 amino acids. The transcript is spliced from 2 exons. The record is from RefSeq and is a predicted model, not a curated record. Lineage: Eukaryota; Metazoa; Mollusca; Bivalvia; Pectinida; Pectinidae.